This is a messenger RNA of Neoarius graeffei (lesser salmon catfish), 3272 nucleotides long. It is a transcript of the gene nfe2l3, whose product is annotated as nfe2 like bZIP transcription factor 3. Gene Ontology annotation, molecular function: RNA polymerase II cis-regulatory region sequence-specific DNA binding; DNA-binding transcription factor activity, RNA polymerase II-specific. NCBI's taxonomy places the organism in Eukaryota, Metazoa, Chordata, Actinopteri, Siluriformes, Ariidae. The record is from RefSeq and is a predicted model, not a curated record. Gene Ontology annotation, biological process: regulation of transcription by RNA polymerase II. Gene Ontology annotation, cellular component: nucleus. The transcript is spliced from 4 exons. Bases 301 to 2109 code for a protein of 602 amino acids.
CGUUAUAUAAAUAAACCUUUAUCUUCUCGUCUCUUCGGGUUCAAGGUUGCAGGAGAGCCAGGUUAUUAUGAGUAUGUUGUGUAAAAGUGUUUCGCUUCGUCCUGUAUGUUUUGCGCUCGAGUCCCUCUCUGGUGAGAUGAGUCCUAUGAGGAAGUUAGCGGAAGCCGAGGUUAGCCGGUUGGGAGACAUUUCGCCGGUUUGGGCUGUUCCCUUUGUCUGAGAGCAGAGGCAGUGCGGUGCGGGCUCUUUUGUCUGGGCAGACUUUGUUAGGAUUGUAGUGUUGGUGAAUCGAUUGGAAACAUGCAGCAAAUGAAGAAAUGUUUCAUGGACGGUCUGAUUCAGCUCACCAUCCUUCUGAGUUUGAUAGGUGUUCGGGUGGACAUCGGGUCCAGCCCGUUUAACUCUCCGUUAAUAGAGAUCGACGGAGGGCCAGGUUCAGCUUUCAUCCAGACCCCGUUUCACUAUUACCGGGACAUCUCGGCCGGUCAUCACGUGCACCCUAAACGCCCAGAAUCGGAGGAUUACAUCACGAGCCGGAGGCUGCUGUCUGAAGUGCACGCGCUCGGCUCGCCGGUUCGUUUCCCCACGCGGCUCAGUGCGUGGCUCGUGCACCUGGUGCCUAAUGGCGUGGGCCCGGAAGAAGUUCAGGACAAUAACGGGUAUGCGGGUGAUGAAGAGUCCACUGAUGAGAAUGAAUCCCACAACCAUCCCGAGGCAAUUUUAACACAAACCGAAGAGGAAAUUGUGAAAAAUGAUGAGGAAGGAAUCCAUCGCGAUUCACCAACCCAACUCGCGCAAAGCUCAGCAUUGGAACGAGAGGUUCUGUUAAGUGGCAGUGUUCUACUUCCCCCUCGGUCUGGUGUUGAAGUCCACUCUCAAUGGCCAGACUACCUGUCAGAUUUCAAUGAUUUUGAGUCUUUGAUUGCGCAGCAUGUGCCUGACAUGGACCCUAUCAGCUCCAAUGCCAGCCUUCAAGAUGCCAUGGUUAGCAGUGGUGGGGAUUACAGACCAGACCCAUCUAGAGGGGGAGCGCACACCACACCACACCAAACACCUUCUGUUUUCAACCUAGAGUCUAUAAACUCCUCAAAUCGACACACACCUCGAACAGCUGUUGGUGCUUUGGCUUUGCCUCCUUUCUCUUCAUUGGGGAAUAGCUCUCAUGGAACCUCCCACUCCAGGGUUGGUGGUUAUUUGGAUGAGGCUGUGUUUGAGCAGAUAAAUUUGUUGGGUCUGGAUGGCUUGUCGAGUAUGGAGGGACAGGAACUAAAUGGAAUGGAUGGCAGCUUGGAUGCUCCAUGGCUGGAGGACUCUGACUCUGGCCUGUCAUUGGAAACUGAUUCCAGAAGUCCUGCCUCUAUGUCCUCUUCAGAUUCAUUUUUUGAGGGUGGAGCCAUGGGCUACAGCAGUGAAGUAGAGUCCCUUUUAAGUAAUGGUGGGGCUUGUUCAUCAUCUUGCUACGAUUGGCCACAAGUAAGCCUUAACAAAAAAAUCUGGCAUGAUCACAACUAUUCAGCCCAAUCAUCUGAAGACCAUGGCCCAAAAUGUUGGCCUCAACCUCCUACAGCUAUAAAACAGGAAGUAAUGAGUGAGGAUGAAACUGGAUUUGAGGAGCCAAGCCGGGAUGAACAGCGCCUGCAGGCUAUGGGUCUUCCAUUUUCCGCCCCUCAAAUUGUUAACAUGCCAGUGGAAGACUUCCUGGAGCUGCUGGAAGGGCAGAGACUGUCCACAUCAGAAGUCACACUCUUGCGGGAUGUACGCAGACGUGGAAAAAACAAAUUGGCUGCACAAAACUGCAGAAAAAGGAAGCUGCAUGCUAUCCUGGGCCUGCAGACUGAGGUGGAGGGACUUGUUGCUCAGCGUGAUGCCCUUCUGCGUGAGAGAACAUGCACCACCAAGGCUCUGUCAGCUACAGCUGAGCGUUUCGGAAUGCUUUCUCGUGUUGUGCUGAGACAACUGAGGGAUGAACAUGGACAGCCCCUUAGCCCAGAGCAAUACACACUCCACUGUGGCACAAACGGACGCAUAGUGGUCCGACCUCGACCAAACGCUGUGAGAAUGACAACAAGGGCCAAAACUACAAAGAGGAAGAAGGAUAAAAAACCUUGAGGGCAUUCUGAUUUUUUUUUUUUUUUUUUGUGUGUGUGUGUGUGUGUGUGCGCGCACGCGCAUUUCUGAAAGGGCUACUUGGUCUCGGACUACUGAACCUUCCCCUUUUAAAUAUUUAAAUGAAAAGUGAUGUUAAAAGUACAAUAUAAUGGACUAAAGUUUCUUUGCUAAAAGGCGUGUAUCAAAGGCACUGGACAUAUAUAUAUAUAAAAAAUUAAUUUUAAAGAAAAAGAUGCACAACAGGGUUCCCCAGCCCCAGUCCUGGAAAUUCUAGCACAAUUGUUAAUCAUUAAAACAUAAAUGGCACACUUUAUUAUUAACAAACAUGGAGAUAUGAAGGUAUAAAUGCAGGUUAUUCUGUGUUGAGUUGUUUUUUUUUUUUUUGUUUGGUUGGCUUUUUUAAAUAAAUUAUUAUGGUGAUCAGACUCCAUAGCUUGUUAUGCAAUUGUUAUCCUGAUUAUGCAAUUGUUAGUUUUUAACCACAUGACUGUUCCACGAUGGCCUUAUUAGUCCACUUCUUGGGUCUCAAUACAUUUGUAUUGACCUCAUUUGGCUUUUUACUGGAUUUUACACGGUUGCGCUUUUUGUUUUUUGUUCAUUUUAUGUAUAACAUAUAAAUAUUGUGUGAGGUUUUAAAAUAAAUUUAUCCUAACUGAUGGCUAUAAAGUUUACAUGUAAAAUAUUUCCUAUUCAACAUUUCAAUUCCAGAAUUAUUGGCAUGCUUCAUAAAGUGUGCAAAAUGAUUUAAUAAAUUAUUUUGUCGAAUGUUCAUUUCCCAAGCAGACAAAACAAAAUCAGUUGUAACCAGUAGAAAAAAAAUGUGCACAUUUCCCUGUAUUGCACAAAGCAUGUAAUGCAUGUGUUGAUAUUUUUUAUGCAUCAAUUUUUGGUCAUUUUCAUGAAGGGUGCCAGUAAUUCUGUAAUGCACUGUGCCUGUAUUAUGGCUAUCAAAUUUGUUAUACAUGCUAUAUCUGUUGUUGCAGCAUUGUGUGUAUUUAAAACAGUCAGCAAAUUUAAAGGUCAGUACUGAGACAACUUUCUCCCCAUGUUUAUUUGCAGAUAUUUGCCAGUUGUUCCACAGAAAAAUGAUAAAUCUGUCAAAAUACGUUUUGUUUUAAACUAUGGAAAAUCUCAAGAUGAAUAAAGGAGGAAGUUUUAAUGAU